AGGCUGUGUUGCACACAGUGACAACUUGACAACCGAAUCAUUGCUCGCCUUAUCGUUGCCGUGGGGUUCAAAACUAUAUCUUUCCUGUUCCUGCCUCUUCUUCUUGCCCCUUGAAGCUUCUACUCCAUCCCCAGACUAUUUACCAAAGAGUCCAGCCCAUCCAACACUCCUGGCCAAGUACCUUUCCCGUACAAAGCAUUGACCUACCACUUCCUGAGAAAUUCUCCUAUCCUCCGUUCCUCCUUCUACAACAACACAUCAAUAUGAAGUCCUUCGCAUUGGCUGCGGCUCUCUUCGCCUCAUCGUCUUUGGCAUGGCUUCCCUCAUGUUCCUGGUCUGACUGUAUGGGCAGCUGGGAUGGCACCGGCUGUGACACUAAGAGUGGCUGGAACUGUCUCUGCUCCAACCAAACCGCCAUCUCUCAAUUAAACACUUGUGUCGCUACCUCGUGCACAAACCAAACCGACCAAGAAGCCAUCUUCGGUGCCGUUGCACAACUUUGCGCCAAUGCUGGUGCGACUGUCACCGCUUCGCAAGAGGCCACCUUCAGUGCAACUUCUGGUGGCUCUGCCUGGCCUUCUCAGAUCACUGCCGGCCCUGGCUUUGGACCUGGUGGCAACUGGAACUCUGGUCAAUGGUCUAGCUGGAUCUCUGCUUGCUCGACUGGUCUCCCUUCGGCUCCGAGUGGCUGGAACGGCCAAGGUGGAUGGGGUGGUCCCGGUAUGUGGGGAGGUCAUGGUGGUCACGGUGGUCCAGGAGGUCCCUUUGGCGGACCAUGGGGCACCAAGGCCAGCGGCAUCAACUGCGAUGCAUGGACUACCUGGACCGCUGGCUGGGGACCGUUCUCUUCCUGGACCGGUACCUGGUCUGGCUGCAGCUCGACCACUGCUUCUCCCGUGCCAGCCACCAUCACCACCACGGUCACCACCGGCGGCUCUACCCAAGUCAUCACUGGCACCACCUUUGGUAUCCAAGCCGUCGCAGCUGCCACCACGACUGGUAGCUCGGACAGCGGUGCUGCUUCGGUCCGUGGUCUCGGCGCCUGCGGUGCCCUCGUUGCUGCCAUAUUUGUCACGAUGAUUGCUCUGUGAUAAAUUUUCAGUAAUGUGAGGUGGACGAGAUUUGCUAAUCAUGUGGGAAGCAUGUGAUGAUAACUUUGCAUAAUGGCGCUUCAGCGAGAUGGGAAACACUCAAACCACGAGUAUGACGACUGAUUUCACGAUGAAUUGAAAUUGUAUUGCUAUUGAUUGUAAUGGAGUUAGAAUCUGACCUGGCCUUUAUCCUACGCCGUCUGCUCGAUUAAAAAUGAG
This is a messenger RNA of Exophiala oligosperma, 1310 nucleotides long. RefSeq lists its product as uncharacterized. The transcript has 3 exons. Bases 264 to 1091 code for a protein of 275 amino acids. NCBI's taxonomy places the organism in Eukaryota, Fungi, Ascomycota, Eurotiomycetes, Chaetothyriales, Herpotrichiellaceae. The record is from RefSeq and is a predicted model, not a curated record.